UGGUUGAAAACUAAAGUUGGCAAACAAAGAAAGGCAGCGUAAUAACGCAUUUAAACGUUAAAAUUAAGUUUUCUGAAGUGAAAGUUAGUUAGUUUAGUGUUUAUUAAGUGUUUUGUGUACGAUGUUGGAUUUAGAAAUCGUUCCGGAGCGAUCCCUGGGUUGCGAUACCUGGGAAUUCGUACUUGGGAUGCAUUUCUCUCAAUCGGUUGCCAUCAUACAGAGUCAAGUGGGUACAAUAAGAGGCGUACAAGUCUUAUAUAGUGAUCAGAAUCCAUUGUCAGUAGACCUAGUAAUAAAUAUGCCGCAGGACGGCAUCCGGUUAAUAUUCGAUCCGGUCGCGCAGCGCCUCAAAAUUAUAGAAAUUUACAAUAUGAAAUUAGUUAAGCUUAGGUAUAGUGGCAUGUGCUUCAAUUCGCCGGAGGUCACGCCGUCUAUCGAGCAGGUGGAGCACUGCUUUGGCGCGACUCACCCCGGCCUUUACGACUCGCAGCGGCAUCUCUUCGCGCUCAACUUUAGAGGACUUUCAUUCUAUUUCCCUGUUGAUAGUAAAUUUGAGCCCGGGUACGCGCACGGCCUGGGCUCCCUACAAUUCCCUAACGGCGGAUCUCCUGUCGUCUCCCGAACUACGAUCUACUAUGGAUCACAACAUCAGUUGAGCAGUAGUAACACUAGUGGGCGGUGCGCGGCGCCGCUGCCCGAGCUGCCACUGUCGUGUUACCGGCAGCAGCUGCACCUGCGCCGCUGUGACGUGCUACGCUCGCCGGCAGCCACCAUCGCGCUACGACUGCACAUGUACACUGAAGGAAGUUCGCGAUCGGGCGAGGGCACGCAGACAAUUCGGCGCGUGGUGCGGUUCGGGGACAGCUGCCAGGCGGUGUCGCGCGCGCUGGCGGCCCCCGCGCGCCUCUACUACAAGGCGGACGACAAGAUGCGCAUACACCGCCCCACCGCGCGCCGCCGGCCCCCGCCUGCUUCAGACUACUUCUUCAACUAUUUCACCUUGGGAUUGGACGUGUUGUUCGAUGCUCGCACGCACCGCGUCAAGAAGUUCGUGCUGCACACAAACUACCCGGGACACUACAACUUCAACAUGUACCACCGCUGCGAGUUCGAGCUCACCGUGCAGCCCGACAAAUGUGAAUCGAACAUGUUGGUGGAGAGCCGGGGCGCGGUGACGAUCACUGCGUACAGCAAGUGGGAGACGGUGUCGCGUGCGCUGCGUGUCUGCGAGCGUCCUGUCGUGCUCAACCGCGCCUCCUCCACCAACACUACCAACCCAUUCGGUUCCACAUUCUGUUACGGAUACCAGGAUAUCAUAUUCGAGGUGAUGUCAAACAACUACAUAGCGUCGAUAACUCUGUACCAGCCGGAGGGCACCCGGCCACACUACGCGGUCAACUCGAUCGCGUGACAUAGCCAGGCUUCGCCAAGCAAAGGGAAGUACACGUCUUGAAUGCAGUGUUGUCAGUACCAAACAAAAACCUCCACUAGUGUGUCAACACGGGUUCGGCAAUAUGUCACACAAUUUUUUUUUAUUCUGGCAAUAUGACUUUUACAUAUCUUACAAAGCACCUAAGAGGAAGCAGUAUUUAAAUAAAAAUGUGAUAAAAACUGUGGAAAAAAAACUCUGAAAAAUCUUACAUAAGUGAAUGACAGAUCUCAAGAUGGUGUGUUAUAUAGGUUUUUAUUUAACUUCAUAGCAAUAUACGGUUUAAAAAAAAAUAAUUUAAUAAUCCUACAUUAAGUUGAGUUUUUUUUUAAUUACAUGACGAGUGGGAAUGAUCUUUUUAGUGAUAAAUAGUCAAAUGUGUUCUUUUUAAGUCUUACAUUUGUAAUGUGAAGAAAAAAAUGUUUUAAAAUUUUAAAAAUUAAUCAUGGUAACUAGUAAUAGACUGUGCUGUAAAUAUUUUUGAAAAUUUGGAGAUAAAUGGAAUCAAAAAUUGAUGUAUUUUUUCUAAAAAUAAUUUUCGAAUUGAAAGAACAGUGUGUGAUUAUUGUGAUUUAAUAUAUGUGCAAAAAUAUUUUUGUCUAAUAGAGUAGCACCACAAUAAAGCCAUUUAUAUUUUAAUCUUUUAAGUGUAGUUUUUCUGUUAUAUUAAAGACUUCAUAGACAAAAAAAAACUUUUACAAAUUUACCUAUUUUAAUUGUAAUUAAAAUUAAAUUUCACUGGCAACAUUUUAACAUUGUACCAAAAUGAAGAUUAAAAACGUCAUAAAUUUACAUAACUGUCAACUGUUUAUGCUCAAAUAUUUAUCAAAGCAUUCUACAUAUCAUUUGUCUAUGGCGCCUUUAAUUGCCAGACUUUGUGACGUUAUUAUUUAUUUAAACGUCCCCGUAUUUUUUUAAGAUAUUGUGAUUUUCAUACUCUUCGAUUUUACAACGUUUUUUUUAUAAAAUCGAAAAGCUAGCUCGAUUGUAUGGUACCUUUAGGUUUCGAAAAAAAAUCGACUUAUUUAUUUUACGAAUUCCUAUUAAAACUGCGUUCGAGUUUUAAAUACGUAGAUAAAAUAAGGCAAAUAGAAUAAAAAAAAUCAGAAUGCUUGGAAAAAAUAAUGAGAAUAUAUAAUUGCAUGCGUUGGUUAUGUUUGUUUUUGCGUAAUGCGUAAAAUAUGUUAAUUUCAAAUGUUAAAUAUUGUAGGUAAUUGUCACAAA
Papilio xuthus (Asian swallowtail) is the source of this 2653-nucleotide messenger RNA. Its product is annotated as UPF0183 protein CG7083. Gene Ontology annotation, biological process: Golgi to plasma membrane protein transport. The record is from RefSeq and is a predicted model, not a curated record. Gene Ontology annotation, cellular component: trans-Golgi network. Lineage: Eukaryota; Metazoa; Arthropoda; Insecta; Lepidoptera; Papilionidae. Bases 122 to 1411 code for a protein of 429 amino acids. The transcript is spliced from 11 exons.